Zeugodacus cucurbitae (melon fly) is the source of this 1563-nucleotide messenger RNA. RefSeq names its product probable G-protein coupled receptor CG31760. NCBI's taxonomy places the organism in Eukaryota, Metazoa, Arthropoda, Insecta, Diptera, Tephritidae. The record is from RefSeq and is a predicted model, not a curated record. The transcript has a single exon. The coding region runs from base 1 to 396 and encodes 131 amino acids.
AUGUCGUCGAAGAGUGUGACCAGCUCAAUGACAAUUUCACCGGAAUCACCAUCGUUUAACGAGGCGCAUUUACCGCAUAUACCAUCUUCAACGACAUCCACCUCAUCGAUGUACGCCAUACGCACACCGUCACCCAUCAGAUUUCACCUACUGGAAUCACCAAGCUCCGAACUCGAUGCUAUCACCAUCACCGAGUUGGUGGAAGUGCAUUGCGCGCCGUUGAAAGCACACGACGGCAGCGCGAAUAUGUCAGAUUUAAUGGUUGGAGAACAAAGUGUGGUUGGCGUCAAUAUCGCGGAUGAUUUUCCGAGUCAAAAUAAUAAUACAUCCUGUUCUAUGUCAUCCACCCUAACCGAUAGUAAAACUGUUGAUGUACGUACACCGAUAGUAGUUUAAGCUUGUGUUAUAAAUACAAUAUGUAUGUGUGUUUGAAUGUGGUAUCCAUGGUAUUUAAUUGGUUCCAAGUUGGUGUAGUGGCUACAACCAUGCUUGAACCCAGUAAAGAAUAUUCUAAAUGCAACAACACCAUAAAAAUAACCAAAGAAAACUGAAAAGGACAAAGCUUUUUGUGGUAAAUGAGGCGCGAGAGUAAUAUCUAGCUAGUAGCCUAGCUUCGUAGUUCAUCGCAAAGUAGUAUUAAAGCUUCUAAGUGUAAUUAGGCUAUUUUUCUCAGCAUUUUUUUUAGAAAUUAGGGGUUCUCAUAGGGGUCAACUAACGGUAGUUUCAGGACAAAGUUUUUGACAGAAUUGAAUCAUAUUAAGACGGUUUUACGGAAGAAAAGUAGUCGCUGAUUAAGAAAUUCUUUACCGAAGAAAAUAAGUUUCUGAUAAAGAAGGUCCCAAGCUACUUUACUGAAGAAAGGUAGUUUCUGAUUAAGAAUGUCUUUACGGAAGAAAAGUAGUUUCUGGUUUAUAAGAUCUCAAGUUGCUUUUCCGAAGAAAAUUUGUUUCUGAUUAAGAAGGUCUCAAGUUGCUUUACCGAAGAAAAGUACCGAAGUAGUUUCUGAUUAAGAAAAUCUCAAGUUGCUUUACCGAAAAAAAAGUACCGAAGAAGUUUCUGAUUAAAAAGGUAUUUGCCGAAUAAAAGUAGUUUCUGAUUAAGAGGGUCUCAAGUUGCUUUACCGAAGAAGGUAGUUUCUGAUUAAGAAGGUCUCAAGAUGCUUCACGACUAUAGAAUGUAGGUCAAUCAAUUGAUGUGUCUCAUAUUUGUUAGUGGAUUUCAUAAUGUUCCACACUUGGAACACUCUUUCGAAUAUUCAAAAUUAGCAACAGUUCGGGAACCUCAGUGAGAUCGAUGACAAAUUGAAUUUAUCGAUGGAUAACACCUGCUUUGGCGGUAUUCAAUGAGAUAGUUAUGCUUCUUUAAGAAUGAUUAGGAAUCUAGCGAAGUCUGAAUUCUAAAGCAAUAGAAAAAAAUAGUUGCCGCGGCAUAUUUGUUAGUACAGAGAUGUUAUCACUUGGCCUCUUUUGCCGUAAAUUGCUUUGUCUAUAAUAAAUGUUUCUGUGUAAUUAUUGCUAUAAGGAUUUCUGCAAUUCAUUUUUGUAACGAGCGAAUAUUUUUCUU